AAAUCAUUCCAUCAUUACGAUGUUGACAAUUUAGUUCGAUACUUAUAAACUGUACCUUCAUUGCGGAAGCUGAAAAAUGAAUUAAAACAUAAGAAUGUUAUUCUGAUAUAUUUAUGAUAACAGCUUAAUAGUUUGUUUAAAAAAUGUCUAGAUCCAUGAUACCGAGCCAACAAAAGCUGGCCGAGAAGCUGACAAUAUUGAAUGAACGUGGGCAAGGAAUGCUGACUCGAAUUUACAACAUCAAAAAGAUGUUAGGCUCCACAGAAAACAAGCCACCUUUCCUGUCAGACAAACAGUUAGAGCCAGCCUUGCGCUUCCUACUUCGCAAGUUCCCGCAGAUUGAUUCCAAAGCCGGGGCUCUUGUUCCAGUAAACAACAUCAAAACAGAGAUUGUGAAGUCACUGUCUUUGUAUUACUACACAUUUGUAGACAUUAUGGACUUUAAGGAUCAUGUGGCUGACCUUCUGACCACCAUUGAUGCUUGCCAAGUAUUCCUUGAUAUUACUAUUAACUUUGACCUCUGUAAAAACUACCUUGACCUUGUGACGACCUAUGUCUCGAUAAUGAUUCUCGUGUCGAAGGUGGAAGAUCGCAAGGCCGUUCUGUCUCUGUACAACGUUGCCCAUGAAUUCAUGCAUGGACAGGGUGACCCUUCAUUUCCUCGCCUGGGUCAGAUGAUCAUAGAUUACGAGGUUCCCAUGAAGAAGAUGUCAGAGGAAUUUGUGCCUCACUCGAGGGUAUUGAAGCCCGGACUGCUGUCCCUACACAGUAUCUACAGUGAGAAGACCAAGUCUGCUGAUCAGAUGCGAGCCAUGCAGGUGCUCAGUCUCCUGGCAGAGCCACAAAAGAUCAGUCAGGUCCCACCAACCACCACAAUCCAAUGUGACUAUUUGGCUCAAGAUGUAAUGGAGCGAUGGAUCAUCUUUGGCCUGAUGCUGUGCUACCAGAGCCUACAGGAGGCUGACAUCUACGACCUGUGGAAGACAGCCCUGCAGUCAGGCUACAUUGUACAGCUGUGUAGAGAUGAGGUGCUGCACAUUCACAGCUAUGUCCUACACUUCUUUGAGGGACUCAAGGGACAGAGCAUGAGCAAGCGAGUGUCCGAGGUGAAGGAGCUACAGCAUCAGGCCCUCCAGUCUUCUCCUGAUCUGCACAAAGAGCGAAGGAAGUUCCUGCGUACAGCUCUAAAGGAGCUGUCGCUGAUAUACACUGACCAGCCUGGGCUGCUGGGACCCAAGGCCCUAUAUGUACUUCAGGCACUGACCAUGGCCCAGAAUGAGGUUCAUUGGCUGCUGAGACACUUCCAGAACCCACCCAGCAAGCGUCACAACAUCAAGAUGAACCAAGAGGACUUCAUGGAUAGACAAAUUCCAGAAUUAUUAUUUUACAUAGAGGAACUAAAAGGUAUUGUAAAGAAGUACCACCAGGUGAUGCAGCGUUACUAUGUGCAGUACUUGUCAGGAUAUGAUGCGGUCCUGCUGAACCAACUCAUACAGAAUCUGAACAUGUGUCCGGAGGACGAGUCCAUUAUCCUGACCUCCUUCUCUACUGCUAUAUCAGCACUCACUGUAAAACAAGUGGAAGAGAAUGAGAUGUUUGAUUUUCGUGGCCUGCGAUUGGACUGGUUCAGAUUGCAGGCCUACACAAGCGUGAGUCGCGCCGCACUCAUACUGAAGGACCACCAGGACCUGGCCAAGCACCUGAACACCAUUGUGUUCCACACCAAGAUGGUGGAUGACCUUGACGAGGUCAUCAACCAAGUUUCUGACCUCUCCAUCUACUGCUUCUACACUACCCUGUUUGAGAACCAGUUCAAGCAAUGUAUGGAGUUUCCAGCUCAGCAUCGCUUCUGUGUUGUGUUCCCGAUGAUCUGUAGCCACUUUAUGAACGCCACACAUCCUCUCUGUCCAGAGGAGCGUCACUCUAUUGGCACCACCAGUGUACAAUACGCCCACUGGUUCCUGAAGGAUAUGGCCGAGGAGGUUAACCAGGUCAUCACUGCCAUCUGUGAGGAACAUUGCCAGCUCAACUACCAGCUGCUGCCUAAGCACUCUGUGCCAAAGAAGAGGCAAAGUGGCAAAGACAAGAAAAAGGGGGGAGAAGCAACUGAGACUCCGAAACCAGGGCAGGAGAGUGCGCGCAAGAACCGUGAGAACUUCAGCAGGAUGGACAAGUUGCACAUGGCCCUGACAGAGCUGUGCUGGGCCAUCAACUAUGUGAAUGUGAUUAGCGUAUGGGAACAUGGUUUUGUGCCGCGAGAGUUCUUUCAUCAGCAGCUUGAGACAAGAUUCAACAAAAUGUUCACAUUCAAAGAUGUGUUUAAGGAUCAGGCGUUGGUGGGUAUGAUGAUGUACAAUCCGGAGACCAAUGAGAUUGCUAAGCCUUCAGAACUGCUGUACAGUGUCAAGGCCAUAAUGAGUGUGCUACAGUCCAUUGAGAACUAUGUUCACAUUGACAUUGCCCGGGUGUUCAACAAUGUGUUACCACAACAGACGCAGCCCCUGGACAGCUUUAGUGGGGAGAAGACCAUCACCACCAACUAUGCCAACUGGUAUCUCGAGGUGUUGAUGCGUCGUGUGACCUGUAACGUGGGUCAGAUCAUCUACUCGCCGUGCCAGAAGGCGUUUGUUAGUCUGCAGACAGAGGGACAGCAGGUGCCCUUUGCUGCCGAGGAGUAUGCUGACCUGACAGAGUUGCGAGCCCUUGCAGAGCUGAUAGGUCCCUAUGGCAUGAAGUACAUGGGAGAGAAGCUGAUGUUUCACGUGGUCAAUCAGGUGGAGGAGCUCAAGAAACUUGUUGUAUCAAACCGAGAAGUGCUAGCUCAGCUGAGAACCAGUUUUGACCGGCCUGAUGUGAUGAGAGACCUGUUCAGGAAGCUUGUCACUAAAGAUAAACAGCAUUGUGAGAAAGAUGUGGACAGCGUGUUGAUGCGUAUGACAAUCAUUGGCGUACUUUUGUCAUUCAGGAGCCUAGCACAAGAUGCCCUAAACGAUGUUUUGGAAGAUAGGGUUCCGUUCCUCAUGGCUUCUGUCAAGGACAUCCAUCACUAUGUACCAAAAUCCAAGGAUGCAGGGCACUCCACCAUAAGAAGCAAGAUGGUGAGUGAACUGGCAUCUGCAGCAGGCCUGCCCUGCAGUAUCGACCCGAUCCUUGUACAGGUCCUGCGGAUCCAGAAGAAUGAGACUGCUGACUCCGAGUACGACAUUGCCUGCCUGCUCAUGGUGUUUGUGGCAGUGUCCAUACCCAAGCUUGCGCGGGCUGAAAACUCCUUCUUCAAGGCUUCAGUGGAAGGCCACCUGAACAACUGUCACUGCCUGGCCAAGGCUGUCAACCAGAUGGCUGGUGCCCUGUUUUACCUGCAUGGACCAGGAGACACUGAGCAGCGCUUGCAGGAGUUCCUUGCGCUUGCUUCCUCCAGUCUGUUGCGACUGGGUCAGGAGAGUGAGAAGGAAGCAGUCAGAAACCGUGAGUCUGUCUACCUGCUCCUUGACAAGAUAGUUCAAGAGUCGCCGUUCCUGACCAUGGAUCUGCUGGAGUCGUGUUUCCCGUACGCUCUGCUCAGGAAUGCCUACAACUCUGUCUACAAACAAACCGUGAAAUGAGGCAUGGGCAUAUGACAGUGCUGCCAUCUAACACAAAUUGUGUUCACUAUCAGCAAAUUAGCUUUUUAAUGCAGUAUUCACUUGUUUGUGAACAAAACUAUGUGCAAUUAUUGAUUUUGUGUGUGUGUAACAACACAGUGAGACCUGACUCCUUAGUUAGUAACAUUAAAAUAUAGAUAGGUAUAUGAUAAUUAUGCUGACCAAUAAAUAUACAGACAAAAGAACAUUUAUGAAUGUGGGGAUUGUAAAUGAUUUACAUGCAAAUAUUAAGUGAGAACUAAAUGUUUAUGCAAUUAAUAUACCUGUCUCCUGUUGAUGUUUUUGUCAGCACAGCGUCAAAUACUAUGUAAUUUAUGCUUAUCCUUAAUCCUCAUUCAGUUAAAUGCCAGUAUUUUUACUUUUGACUAGUUAAAUAUUUUGUAUGUUUGACUACUUACAAAAAAUCAGAUACUUUAUCUUUAAUGAACCAGACCCAUUUUAUUACAAAGAUUUGGUAAUUGCUUUAAUAGUAUGUUUUUUGUGUAGCAACUCUUGAACAUCCAGAGGCAGACAACUUGUUGAGUAACUUCUGACUUGUACUGAUAAAAUCUUUAGGAGUGAAACUAACAUAGCAAAACAAGUUCCAUUGAAAGUGGGCCAGCUUAUUUAUUCAACAAAAAAUAAAAAUGUCUCAUAAUGUUUUUAACGCUACAAACUAUGAAAAAAAAAUAGGAUUUAUUUCCUUUACCAUUUGUAUAUUAUAAACAUCAUUAUCUUAUAAACAAGUCAGUUAUUGUGUUGUUUGGUAAAGUUGGUGUUGUGUCACUACUGUACUGGGUCAAUGCAUAAAGUAUCGUUCCAGAUGAGCCUGUACAGUCAACAAACUGUAAUCAGGGACAACACUGUCUGCUUGAUUUUUAGCUUGAUUGUUUUCAGAGAAAACUUGAGGUAUUGUCAUAGCCAGCUCGUCGUCCAGCGUCCGCCGUAAUAAAACCUUUACAUUGGCUCUAAAAUCAAAGUGCGUCCACCUACAACUUUGAAACUUCAUAUGUAGAUGCACCUUGAUGAGUUCUACACGCCACACCCAUUUUUGGGUCACUAGGUCAAAGGUCAAGGUCACUGUGACCUCUAAAAAAAAUUCUGACAAGCUAUCAUUUAUUCAAAACUGCACCCGCAGCUGAAUGUUGGCACCCGUAAUGCAGUGCUCUUGUUUUUAUUUAAAGGUAGUCUUUUCUUAAUGAAAAUCCAGUUCAGUUGGAAUGUUUUUUCCAGAUAAGCCUGUAGGGACUGCACAGGCUUAUCAGGGGUGAUGCUUUUAUCAGAACACUGUUAAUUUACAACCUCAUAAAUCUACUUGCUGUAGCAAAUGUGUUGCUGAACUUUUUUUAUUUACACAUAGCGGUAAUGUUAAGCCGGUAAGAUUACGUAUAAAAAUACAUACUUGUAUAUGUGUGUUUACAUGUUAAAUAUUAAUUUAUACCUAGCAUUUAUCAUUUCUUAAAUGGUAGUACUGUUAAGUGAUAUUUUAUGAUAAGUACCAAUUGGGAUGGAUUAUAUUUGUGUCGUGUUCUGAGAAAACUGGGCAUAAUGCAUGUGUGUAAAGUGUCGUCCCAGAUUAGCCUGUGCAGUCCUAAGAGGCUAAUCAGGGCGACACUUUACGCUUUUAUGACAUUUUUUGUUUAAUUGAAGUCUCUUCUUAGCAAAACUGUGCGGACUGCACAGGCUAAUCUGGGACGACACUUUAUGCACAUGCAUUAUGCCCAGUUUUCUCAGAACACAACUCAUUUUAUUGCAUUGCAAUUAUUCAUGAACAAUAUUUAUGCAAGAAGUCUUUAAAGGUUGAUUGUUUCUCUUUUGUAAUAAUAAUUAUAAUGGUCAUAUUAGACUUGCCUUUGUCCUGUGAACCUGAUGUUAUUGAUUGGAACUCAAUAGGGAACAAUAUAAUAUCUUUUGACCAUUUUGUAAAAUUAAUAAUAGAAUCUCUCUGUUGUUUUGAAAUGUGAUGUUAAAAAGGAUGUAUUUUGUAAAAUAUUGCUUUCAUACCAUUGUAUUGCCAGAAGCUUUACUUACGUCUUAUUUUGUACAAUUAUGUAAUCUAUUUUAUAACCAUAAUAAAAAAAAAAGUCUA
Messenger RNA from Dreissena polymorpha, 5709 nucleotides. RefSeq names its product membrane-associated protein Hem-like. Gene Ontology annotation, biological process: cell migration; neuron projection morphogenesis; cell morphogenesis. Bases 144 to 3602 code for a protein of 1152 amino acids. NCBI's taxonomy places the organism in Eukaryota, Metazoa, Mollusca, Bivalvia, Myida, Dreissenidae. The record is from RefSeq and is a predicted model, not a curated record. Gene Ontology annotation, cellular component: SCAR complex. The transcript has 35 exons.